Dimorphilus gyrociliatus is the source of this 3637-nucleotide messenger RNA. The record is from the annotation of a GenBank genome assembly. NCBI's taxonomy places the organism in Eukaryota, Metazoa, Annelida, Polychaeta, Dinophilidae.
AGUAUAUGAAGGUGCAACCUAACUUGUACACUUAUUGCUUUGAUUGGAUAUCUUAUAACGUACUUUCGUUUUUGAUUUGUUUUAGAAUUUUGAUAAAAUGAUGAAAUAUUAAUUAGUUUAUGAUAAAUAUGAUAUAUAGAUAUUGUAAUAUAUUUUUUAUACCCUUUCUAUUUUUAGUAGCUUUCCCCAAAAUGUGAUUUUCCUUGAAGAAUACUCUGAUAACUAAUUUAAAUAUAUGAAUAAGCAUAUUCUUUUAUUCACAUAUGUUAUUGGUCAUCAUAUAACACGUUAGUCUGCUGUCUGUAAGAAGAUAAUAGCAUUGUUUGUUAAGGUUAGAAAAUGUUAAUUAGCCAGGAAAUUUAGAUCAGUCGUAUAUGUAAUGUACAGUUGAUGACAAGCUAGUUGUUACAUUCUGUAGAAUACUCUAUUUGUCAAAGUCAUUCAGCAUGGCCUAUUGGAUUAUUAUCUAGUGUAUAUCAAUGUACAGCUGUGGUGAGAAAAUUGAAAAUUCAGUAGCAGAUUACCCAUCCAUAUUUUUCAGUGGUUGAUUUUAUGUAUAUACAGUAUAUUUUAUUAUAUAUAUAAAUAACAGAAUUGAUUCUAUUAACCUAUGUAUGUAUAUAAUAGCUUUUUAUUAUACGAAAUUCACAGAUGAAGAACAUUAAUUCGCUAUAUAUAAGACUUAAUCUUAUCUUUCUAAUAAUUAUGUUUGAUAUACUGUGGACAGCUAGGUUAAUAGUUUCGUUUUUUCAAAUAGAUCAACAAGUUAGAGAAGAUAUUUUGAAGAAGUUAUAAAACUUAACAUUGAAAUUUAUUGAAAAUGGCUUCUGCAAGUUCACAGAAUUAUACGUCACUUUUAAACGAACUUUUUCCGGGUCAAAUCCAGUAUACGGAAGUUAAAAGUGGUCCAGACCACGAUCCUACAUAUAAAAUUUCGCUAAAGUUACGAGGAAAAUCGUUUCAAGGAAUUGCAACAAAUAAAAAAACAGCUAGAAAGUUAUGUGCUGAACAAGCUUAUAAUCACUUUAAAAGCAAUAGUAUUAACGAAGAGAGAAGGGAUUAUCAAUUAUCUGAAGAUGUCCUAAAUCCAUCAGUAAUUCUAAAUAAAGUUACUAAAGGUACUAGAUACAGUUUAGUCGAACAAAAUGGUAAUAAUUCUACAGUGGACGUUUCAGUAGAGGGAGCUGUGUAUCGGGGUACAGGUAGCGACGAAGCAAUGGCUAGAGCAGAUGCAGCAGCUCGAGCUCUGACAACUCGAUUUCAAAUUGAAUUUGAUAGGGAAAAUAAUAAUCAAAUCCCUAAAAUUGCCUUAGCAAGUAUAAAAAAACUAUCUGGUAAAGUAGCCCCAAAAGUACUUGAAGAAAUUUACCAGAAAAGUUUAGAAGAGUACAAUAAAGAUAUUUCUAUCGAUACUGGACAUUUCAAGAGACAUUUUUUUGAUGAAACAGAACUUGGUUCGGGAUCUUUUGGAUCUGUUUCAAAGGUAAAAAGUCGUACAGAUUCACAAUUCUACGCAGUCAAGAGGGUUACUUUGCUACCUUUGAAAAAAGAAGAAAUUAUGAAGACGUCAAGAGAAGUUAUCCACCUAUCCGUCUUGAAUCAUUCAAACAUUAUUAGAUACAAUCGAGCUUGGUUUGAAAUUGGAUACAUACCAACAGGUCCAGAUCAUAUACCCUGUUUGCACCUGUAUAUUCAAACAGAAUUAUGCAAUCAUGAUUUAUCAUAUUGGAUCAAAAACAGAAAAAAUCAUCCUGAAAUUAUUAACAAUAACACUGAUGAAGUGAAAAUCAUGCACGAUGUUUUGUCAGCAUUGAGUUAUCUUUGUAAACAAAAAGUUAUUCAUCGAGAUAUCAAACCUCAAAAUAUAUUUAUUAUCGAAAGGUCAGAUUCGAAUGAACUAGUUGUAAAAUUGGGCGAUUUUGGUUUAUCUAGAGUUAAAGAUUCGAUGGCGAAGCUCACUGGUGGUAUUGGAACGCCUUUUUACUUUGCUCCAGAGGUAUUAACUGGCGACUACAGCUACCCAAGUGAUAUUUUUAGCUUUGGUUUAGUAACUCUCGAAUUAUUUGGACUUCACAAAAGCUCUGACGAAUUACGAUUAGAUGUUGGUGCACUUAGAAAUGAAAAUACACCGCCAGCUCAACUUAACCAUAAAUAUCCCCAAAUAUACGACAUCGUUAAGAAAAUGACAAAAACCUCACCAACAGAAAGACCCACUGCAGACGAAUUACUUAACAUGGGUCUUUUUGAAAACUAUUCAUCGAGGAGUUAUCAAGAUUUGGUAAAAGAAAAUGAGCAAUUAAAGGCUACUUACGUGGAUGUUGAAAGCGACGACGAUGGUAAACCUAUAUCCGAUUUUACAAAGAAAAUUCUCAUCCCGACUAAAAAAGGUGAAAUAUCAUUCACGGCAAUCGGUCGAAGUAAAAAGAUAGCUAAGCAAGCUGUUGCGAAAAAGGCAUAUCACUCACUUUUUGAAACAAAUUUCUUUUCUGAAUCUAAAAAAGAAAGAUGUCAAGAUAAAAAGGAGGAGAAAAUUGAAGAAGAAGAAGAAAAAGAAGAAGAAGAAGAAGAAAAGGAUAAUAGGAAACAAACGUCUUUUUCGGAGAAGCUAGAUUAUCAACUAAACUCUCCUAUCUUAGACAAUUAUUAUGAAAAAGUGUUCUCCGAAGAAAAGUUUAUAGGUGAAGGAGGAUUUGGCGAAGUUAAAAAGGCAAAACACAAAAUAAACGAGCAAUGGUACGCAAUAAAAGAAAUAAAAGUGACGGAUAGCAGCCCUGAAAGUAUAGAUAAGAAUAGAAGAGAAAUAUUAUUAUUAUCAAACUGCUCACAUCCAAAUAUUGUAAGAUAUUACGGUAGUUGGUACGAAACUCGUCAACACGAAACUUCAUCAUUCCCAAGUAAUAGUAGUAACAAUUUUAGUAUAUUUAUACAAAUGGAGUUAUGUGAUGGUAAUUUGGAAGACUGGAUAUAUGAUAAAUCAACAAAAUUGCUUUGUUUUAAGAGAAAAGUUAUUCACGAUAUGUUAUCAGCCGUCCAUUAUAUUCAUUCUUUAGAGAUUAUUCAUAGAGAUAUAAAACCAUGCAAUAUUUUAACUAAUAAACAAAAUGAGACAAUUGAAGUGAAACUAGGGGACUUUGGUGUAGCAAGAACGAUUGGGAAAAGGCACACAAGUAAUGUUGGUACACUGGGCUACACUGCUCCUGAAAUAGAUACUUGUGACUACGCUACUUCCGUUGAUAUAUAUAGCUUAGGGAUUGUUGCUCUAGAGGUGUUUGGAAACUUCAAAACCAAAGCAGAGUUCUAUCACUGUGGUAACUUGUUUAAGAAAACAGGAGAAUUUCCGUCAAUGUUAUUAGAAAACCAAGUAAUAUGUGAAACUAUCAAGAAAAUGACUGAUUCAAAAAAUAGGCCAACAGCAGAGGAACUCCUAAAUUCUGAUGUAUUUUCUGAAAGCAGGAAUGACGAUGUCGUGAGAUUAAUAAAUAAAAUCCAACUACAAGAUCAAAUAAUACAAGAUUUACGGCAAUUAGCAUCAGAUAAAGAUAAAAGAUUAGAAGAAUCAAAGAAAUUGUUAGAUAUACAAAAACAACAAAUUGAAGAAAUGGAGAAAUUAUUUCAAAUUAAACAUUCUAAUAAAUGA